Messenger RNA from Glycine soja, 1490 nucleotides. RefSeq names its product alcohol dehydrogenase-like 2. Gene Ontology annotation, cellular component: cytosol. Bases 115 to 1242 code for a protein of 375 amino acids. Gene Ontology annotation, molecular function: zinc ion binding; S-(hydroxymethyl)glutathione dehydrogenase [NAD(P)+] activity. Gene Ontology annotation, biological process: formaldehyde catabolic process. Lineage: Eukaryota; Viridiplantae; Streptophyta; Magnoliopsida; Fabales; Fabaceae. The record is from RefSeq and is a predicted model, not a curated record. The transcript has 7 exons.
AUUUGUUAUUAUUUUAUAUAUAGUUUGCUAUGCUUCCUUUUUGUUAUGAAAAAGGGAGUGCCUGAUAACCCAUAACCGACCGCACCACCGUUUUCCUUUGCUUUGCGUUCUACAAUGUCGAAAACCUCAGAGAUUAUUACAUGCAAAGCUGCUAUUUGCUGGGGAAUAGGAAAACCUGUGACUGUGGAAGAGAUACAAGUAGACCCUCCCAAAGCCACCGAAGUUCGAGUUAAGAUGCUUUGUGCCAGUAUAUGCUCCACAGACAUCUCUAGCACAAAAGGAUUCCCACAUACCAAUUUUCCUAUAGCACUUGGACACGAAGGAGUUGGUAUUAUAGAGAGUGUCGGUGAUCAAGUAACGAAUCUGAAAGAAGGGGAUGUGGUAAUUCCAACAUACAUAGGCGAGUGCCAAGAAUGUGAGAAUUGUGUUUCAGAAAAAACCAAUUUGUGUAUGACAUACCCAGUAAGAUGGACUGGUCUAAUGCCAGAUAACACUUCAAGGAUGUCCAUCCGAGGAGAGAGGAUAUACCAUAUUUUCAGUUGUGCUACAUGGUCAGAAUACAUGGUUAGUGAUGCCAACUACGUUCUCAAAGUUGAUCCAACCAUUGAUCGAGCUCAUGCCAGUUUCAUCUCAUGUGGCUUUUCAACUGGAUUUGGAGCUGCUUGGAAGGAAGCCAAGGUUGAAAGUGGAUCCACUGUAGCUGUUUUUGGUCUUGGGGCUGUUGGAUUAGGGGCUGUAAUUGGAUCCAAAAUGCAGGGAGCAAGUAGGAUAAUUGGAAUUGACACAAACGAGAACAAGAGAGCAAAAGGAGAAGCUUUUGGAAUAACUGACUUUAUAAAUCCGGGUGAUUCUAAUAAAUCUGCUUCAGAAUUGGUCAAGGAACUAAGUGGUGGAAUGGGUGCCGACUAUUCUUUUGAGUGUACUGGAGUUUCCACUUUACUCUCUGAAUCCUUGGAAGCCACAAAAAUUGGAACAGGUAAAGCAAUAGUAAUAGGUGUAGGAAUUGAAAUUACUUUGCCAUUGGGUCUUUUUGCCAUUCUGCUUGGUAGAACUUUGAAAGGUUCUGUUUUUGGAGGACUCAGGGCCAUUUCAGACCUUUCCAUUUUAGCUGACAAAGGCCACAAAAAGGAAUUCCCUCUUCAAGAACUCUUCACCCAUGAGGUCACAUUAGCAGACAUAAACAAAGCAUUUGAGCUACUAAAACAACCCAAUUGUGUCAAAGUUGUCAUCAACAUGCCAUAGUCAUAUUAGCGCAAUUGUAGGUAAUCUUCGGCAAAGUUUGAAAAAGAUUCACGUUUCACUCUUUAUCAAUUACCAUUGUCUCUCUCUUUGUCCUUCUCUAUGCAUGUGUGUAUGUGGAACCCAGAUCCUCUGCCACGAUCCUACCACCUACAAUAGUAUUUUGUCCGUUUCAUUGAUCCUACGACUAUCCAAGUAAAUCUUUCAGUAGUUGGAUUAAUUCAAUGUCUGAGACUAAUUUUACUGUAUAA